Messenger RNA from Eleginops maclovinus (Patagonian blennie), 3397 nucleotides. Its product is annotated as poly(rC)-binding protein 4-like. Gene Ontology annotation, biological process: negative regulation of mRNA splicing, via spliceosome. The transcript has 14 exons. The record is from RefSeq and is a predicted model, not a curated record. Gene Ontology annotation, cellular component: nucleus; cytoplasm. Bases 186 to 1643 code for a protein of 485 amino acids. Lineage: Eukaryota; Metazoa; Chordata; Actinopteri; Perciformes; Eleginopidae. Gene Ontology annotation, molecular function: mRNA 3'-UTR AU-rich region binding.
CUCUCUCACAGCAGCAGCCUCUUCCUCCGGAGCUCCGGAACACAAUGCAGACCCCAACUCAGGAUUUAUGAUCCACUCACCCUGCUCACGAUUUGACGUAGACCCCUCCUCCUCAUCCUCCAUCAGCUCCUCUCCAGGUUGUCCGGGUUCUCCGUGGUGUUCUGGUGUUCUUUGUUCGGACCUUCAUGCGUCUCCCAGCAGCAGAGUCCACCCACCACCACCACACCACCACCACCACCACCACCUCCUCUUCCUCCUCCUCUUCAUCCUCCUCCACCAUGAGCUGUGAGCAGGACUUUGGAGACGGAGCGAUGGGAGUCACGCUCACUCUGCGCCUCCUCAUGCACGGCAAGGAAGUAGGAAGCAUUAUCGGCAAGAAAGGAGAAACUGUGAAGAGGAUACGAGAAGAGAGCAGUGCGAGGAUCAACAUCUCAGAGGGUUUGUGUCCGGAGAGAAUCAUCACCAUCAGCGGACCGACGGAGUGUGUGUUCAGAGCCUUUAGCAUGAUCACCUUCAAACUGGAGGAGGAUGUGUCAGCGUUGGUGGCUAACGGCGCGGUGAGCAGCCGUCCUCCGGUCACUCUGCGGCUCGUCAUCCCGGCCAGCCAGUGCGGCUCUCUGAUCGGGAAGGGAGGCUCCAAGAUCAAGGAGAUCCGAGAGACCACAGGUGCGCAGGUGCAGGUGGCGGGGGAUCUCCUUCCUAACUCCACAGAGAGGGAGGUCACGAUAUCGGGGAACCAGGACGCCAUCAUCCAGUGUGUGAAGCUCAUCUGCACCGUCAUCCUGGAGUCUCCGCCUAAAGGAGCCACCGUCCCCUACAGACCGAGCCCGAACCCGGUGCUGCUGGCAGGAAACCAGGUGUUCGAAGCGUCAGACUUCAGCUCCCACCCUCUGUUCUCCGUCUCUCAGGGAGGGGUCGACAUGCAGCAAACGUACGCAGUUCAGAGUCACUACGGCAUCCCUCACUCAGAGCUCGCCAAGCUCCACCAGCUGUCCAUGCAGCAGCAGAGCCUGGCAGCCAUCAGCCAAUCAGCUGCACAGAUACUACCGGGAGUGGACACUAACUCCCAGACCUCAUCUCAGGAGCUCCUCAUUCCAAACGAUCUGAUUGGUUCAAUCAUCGGUCGUCAGGGCACCAAGAUCAACGAGAUCCGGCAGGUGUCGGGCGCUCAGAUCAAGAUCGGCAGUCAGAUCGACGGCAGCAGCGACCGCCAUGUCACCAUCACCGGCACGGCCAUCGCCAUCAACCUGGCCCAGUACCUGAUCACUUCCUGUUUAGAGACCGCCAAAUCCACCGCCCAGUCCUCCUCCAUGCCGUCACCCGUUGACCUGACCAUGAGCUUCACCCAGCCCGCCUCCCCCGCCUCCUCCUCCUCCCCCCUGGCAGCGAUGGGCGCCCAUGCUCAGAUGCUGGGCGCCCCGUACGCCCUCCCCCUCUCCAGCCUCCUAGGAAUGAAGUCCUUCCCUUACCUGGCGCUUUCCGGCUCCCCGGGCUCCGCGGCGGCACUCGGGGCCCCCAUGCUGCCGGGCUCCAUGCAGACGGCAGCCCCCGUCCAGGCGGCGCUCGCCUCCUACACGGCGAAGAUCUCGUCCUCGGUCAACGGGAUGAAGAAGCCGGAGAGACAGAAGUUUGCACCGUACUGAUGAGGGAGGGGGGGAGGUUAGCAUCUCUUGGGUAGCUUCUGAUCCGAGAGUCCGGACAGGUUCAGACCCCAAAGAUUUAGAAAUGUAUAGUAGGGAUUGUCCAGACCCUGCAGGAUGCUAACAGUUAGCAUAGGUAGCAUCAAUUAGCAUUGUUGCAUCAUUUGGAUCGGACUCAGCUGUUCAGUACCAAUGAUCCAGAGUCCUCUGGAACUUCAAUAUCAGCCCAAAAUUCAUCAAAAUCAAAAUCAAAAAUUGACAAUUUCUGGUUCAAACCUGGAUUGUCUGCAGAUGCUAAUUAACGCAACAUCUGCAGGUUAGCAUCCUGCAGGUUCAAUGAGCUGGACACCCCCACUCUACAUUUUAACUUGUGGUCCUCAACGUGUCCCGGGUUAACACUGAUCUGCAGCGAGACUCUUCCGGGUCAGGAGGUUUUUAAAGGUGGACGGGCACUUUCACUUCCCUUUCAUCCUCUGCCUGAAAACCUCCUAUUUCUUUCUUCUUAUGACUCAAAAAAGACAAAGUGGGAUCAUCGGGUUUCAGAUGUUUGUGAGGCAAUAAAGAUACCAUUCCGUUUCCUUUAGCGUUAAUGCUAAGCUACGUCAGAUCAACUGUGAGUCCUGCAGGUAAAGGAGCUAAUCGUCUGACGGUUUUUUGCAUGAAUAGUCUCAAUAAGGUUUUUCGUUACGUCCCAGCCGGAGAAAAAACCCUGAGAAAGAUCACUGAAGCUGGUCUAAUAACUCCUGAUAAGUGGAUUCACCUCUUCAGUUUGACUUGAUGCUUCAUCAGAAACCCUUUAAAUCACAGCCGUAGUUUUAUCUCUGCUGACCCUCCUCAUCCUGGUCUGUGUGAUGGACAGGUGCAGCAAAGGCUCAUGGGUAAUCAGAACUCUGUCUAUACACUCCACAUAAAUGCAAAUACAGAUGAAGGAAUAACCCGCCCCCCCCCCCCCCAUCUCUCACGACCCUGAAUUUAUCCCAGAUGUUUUUCCGUGUGCAAAAGAAGACAAUCGUGUACAGCAGCUUCUUCCUGUCGGUGUGUUUAUGAAACUCUCAGGGUCUCCUCUCUGCUCCCCUCUGUCCCCUCCCCCCACAACCAUAACUCAUACAGCCGGACCACCAUUUGUAUUUGCAGAUUAUUUUAACUCCUCUUCCUCCAUCACAAACCAGUCACUGCGUGCAGUCUCCGUGCAGCUGGUACUCUAUUCAGAGUACUUAAGUAUAACUUAGAGGUACUUCCAUUUUCUGCUACUGUGUACUUCUACUCUACAUGUAUUUGAUCCCUGUAGUUGCUAGGCAGAUUAGGAUGAAUGAUGGUAAAUAUAAUCCCUUAAAUCAGACUGUAGUUCACCUGCAGUAAAUCCAGCAGCUACCCUGCAGUAUACAAAGCCAUUCAAACUAGCUGCACCUUUACCAGCUCUGAGAACACUUUAAUGAUCAAUCAUUAUAAAACAUAUCAGAGAUAUUAUUCUGAAAUGGACCAAUCAGACAAUGACUACUUUUACUGUCACUACUUUAAGUACAUUUAGAGGAGAGUACUUUCUACUUUCACUGGAGGAACAUUUAGAAUACUUUCACUGUGACAGAGUAUUCCUACACUCUGGUACUUCUACUUUACUCAAGUACAAGACCUGAGUACUUCUACUUUACUCAAGUGCAAGACCUGAGUACUUCUACUUUACUCAAGUACAAGACCUGAGUACUUCUACUUUACUCAAGUACAAGACCUGAGUACUUCUACUUUACUCAAGUACAAGA